AUGGCCUCGCGCGGCCCUCUGAGCGGCCUGGACGGCAUGCUGCCUGGUUCCUGGGCUGACCAGUACAAUUCCUGGCGAUUGUCCGCGAAGCAGUUCCUGCAGCAGAGCCACUAUCCUCGCCCGCGGCCGCGACCGACUCGAUUGCUCUCUGCAGUCGCGGCGUGCUUCUUUUUAUUAUUUCUUUUCAUGCGCUCUCCGAGCGAGCCGGAAGUAAACCACUGGCUCCAAUACCCCUCGUACCACCCUUUUCACGGAAGACCCGAAGACGCCACGAUAAUCACACCCCGAAUUGCCUACGACCACAAUGACACCUUUAUCCUAUCAAACAGCUUACAGAAGACGAAUGCGUCGUUUCAUCUUGUCUUGCCCGCGACGCGGAGCAACCCCGGUCUAUGCCGUACCCUGACAUCGGCCAUGAUACUGAACUACCCGCCGCCGACGCUGGUGCGCUAUGGGAGAGAACUGCCGGCGGGCUCGGCGGGACAUGAUUACAUGGUGGACCGAAUUACUGGAAUAUACAACUUUCUGGCGUACACUCCGCGCCUGCAGGACCACGAUAUUGUGCUAAUUGUGGACGGCUUCGAUAUCUUUUUUCAGCUCCCGCCGGAGGUUUUGGUCAAGCGGUACCAGGACCUGCUACGGGAGACGAAUGCGAAGUUACGUGAGAAGUACGGCAUGGUAACUGUUGAUCGACCAUUCCGCAAGGACGGCGUGGAAACCCACCAGAAGUAUUCACAGCGGGUGAUCUUCUCCGCAAGCAAGGAGUGCUUUCAUAACUUGACUGGAGAUGCUGGAUGUGCCAGUGUGCCAGGAUCUACUCUUCCGCCGGACAAUUAUGGAUGGAAAACGGAUACACAGGAACAGUUGACCCGCCCGAGAUGGCUCAAGCCAGGCGCGGUCAUUGGGCAAGCGGCAGACUUGAAGCUCAUCUAUGCGCAGGUCCUGCGGUUCGUUGAGGAGCAUCGCGCAGUCGACGGUGACUACCUGGCGCUGACGCAGAUGUAUGGCCGGCAGGAAUACGUGCGCGAGCUGGAGCGACGCAGAACUACCAGCGGUUUCAAGGAGAUGUUGUAUCGAUGGAUUGGCAUAUCCGAAGCCACAAAUAUCACCAUUUUUCCUCCACACCUUCAAGCUGGUCAGCGCUACGAAUACGGAAUCGGCGUGGACUUUGAAUCGCGCCUCUUCUUCAACACGGUCAACUCGAAAGAAGACGUCGAGUGGCUCCGCUACAACAAUGUCACCAAAACAUCAACCGCGCAAAUGGAGCACCGCGUACCUCGCGAGAGCCGUCUUCUGCUCCCCGACGACGUCUCGGACCAAAAACUGGGCAACCCAUUCAAACAGCCGAAAUACAGCAAAAACGAGUAUGUCAACCCGCCCUGGAACGACACUCUGGAUACCCUCCCAACCCAACGCUCCUGGAGCAACAUCCCGCUCUUAACGAACGUCCACUCCGCCGAAGUCCCAGCCCUUAUUCACAUGAACGCAAAAGACAAGGGCACUGUGCGUGACACGUGGUGGUCGAAGAUGUGGUACGCCCCUUGGGCUCGGGCCCUCUUGCGCAAGUACAUGCGCUCGCAGACGGGCUUUGACGCCGCGCAGCAUGCCCUGCUCGACCAGAACUUCUGGGAUGUGCGCGGCGGCGUUGGUGGUGUCUGGACGGAUAAGGGUGAGUGGAUCGAUUAUCCCGAAGUGUGCUCGGGAUUUGAGCGCGACUUGUUUGACGACGGCUUCGGAGCCUUCGGCGAGGAAGAUGGAGGCGAGUACGGCGGACCCGUUUAUAACCAAUGGGGCAAUCUGGUGAAGGGGAGGGAGUUCUAG
Molecule: messenger RNA, 1821 nt
Organism: Aspergillus mulundensis
Lineage: Eukaryota; Fungi; Ascomycota; Eurotiomycetes; Eurotiales; Aspergillaceae
Product: glycosyltransferase domain-containing protein
Exons: 2
Coding region: 1-1821 (606 amino acids)
Source: RefSeq, a predicted model, not a curated record